AUGACCACCACCAACGAGCCCACCAGGUCCUACUGCAACCUCUCCCACGAGGACAUGCAAUCCGGAUCCAAGCACAUCUGCUGGAGCCCCAAAGUCCAGAACCUCAUGUACCAAUUCUGCGCCUUCAACAACAUCUCCGAGCACUGUCUGCCGGGCCCACGCAUGAUGGUCACCCUCCUGCAAUACAUCGACUUCGAUACCGAGGAUGAAGACGCCCUGCGCAACGCUACUAGCAAAGUCAUUACUUGGAUCCAGAGCCACGUCAAGCCUGCUGUUAUGAAUGGUAACUUGCGGGAAGUCUCCUCCGCUCCGGGAAAGAAGAUGGCGGAUUGGAGCAAUUCUUUCUCCGCCUUUUCCAAGACUUGGAUGGGCGAGAAGUAUAAUGUGAUCGGCAAUGGCAUGAUGGGUGGUGAUACGACCAUGGAGGAGUGGAAGGCUGGCGAGUGGCGUUCCAAGGCCAUUUGUGUCGAUCAGACCGUGGCGUGGAAGAGAGCCUAUCCGAAGGAGGUCUACAUCCAAGUCGGUGGUGCUCCAAACGCCAAUGCGAUUCCCGGUCAUUCUUCUGCUGGUCCUGCUCCGGUCUUUUCGGUUCCAGUUCCUCCAUCUGCUGGUGCUACUCCGGCUGCAGGUCCUUCCUCUACUGGUCGGGCCGCGGUUUCCGGGGUUCCCGAUCCUUCUUCGUCUGCCAAUCCUAUUGGUAGUGCCCAGGUCCCGCUUCCAGGCUCUUCUUCUGCUGGUGUCCAUACCUCCGCUACUCCAGUUGCUCCGCACCCGCAAUCAUCGCGUCCUACUCGUGUUGUUAUCAACUCCCACUUUCAGGACUUUGUCGUUAACGAGAUGCUCAAGAUCAACCCCGGCUGGACUAAGGAGGGAAUGGAAGAGUGGAUCAACACUGAAGCGGGCAUGAAGCAUAUGGUAAAGGUAAGAGUCCCCCCUUCUCUUCAUACAUAUUGCUCAUAUUGCUGGCUCUGAUUCUGACUUGCGAUCGCAGACCCUUAUGGGCGGCAACACCGAUGUCAACCUCGCCAAGAUCAAGAAGCUUGAGCAGAAGGUCAAACAGCAGGAACAAGCUCUUCGCACUCAGCAGGACGAAGCCGCCGAGAAGCACCAAUCGGAACUCAACCGCAAAGCCCAGGAGCAAGAGAAUGCCCAUGUCAGCAUUCGCGCGCAGAUGGAAGAUCUCUCCAAGAAGCAUCAAUCCGAACUCAGCCGCCUCACCACCACCUCCAAGACCCAGAUAGCCAAUGAGAAGCGUAAGAUGCAGAACCAGAUCGCCGACUUGGAAGCUCAGGUCAUGACCAAGGACAAGGAGUACAACAAGCUUUCCGCCUGGGCAACGGAGUCCUACAAGCAGACGGUCGAGAUGGAGAAGGAGAUCAACGAACUCAAGGCUCGCCGUGGCAGCGACAGCAGCAGCCUCGACAGUUACGAUUCCGAUCCUGGAUUCUUUCCUCGUGCGAAGACUGCUGAGAUUCCACUUUCACCUCGCCCAACCACCGAUACAUCUCAGCAGCAGCCAGCGAAGUUGUUCGCCCCAAAGCCGAUUAGGAAGAACUCCGCUUGGUUCACGUCCAAGCCCGUCGCUACUGGUGGUGAUAGUGAGGCUCCUUGCUAUCCCAACCUUCCUACGGCUACUCCUCGUACCUUCGCCAACAUCAACGCCGACAUGCCUGCCAUUCCUCGUUCCCUCACCAACAUCAAUACCGACAAGCCUGUUACUCCCCGUUCCCUCUUCACCGCCAACGCCAACACCGACAAGCCAGCUGCUCCAACGCUAAGCUUCCUCGACAGACUGAGAGGUACCGCCUCAACUGCCCCAGUUGCUCCUGUCCAGAAGCCAACGACCUCUGCUGCCUCCACGAUUGCAGAAUUGGAUGCCAAGCUGGCUGCUGCUGGUAUUUCGAUUUGA
Molecule: messenger RNA, 1909 nt
Organism: Lecanosticta acicola
Lineage: Eukaryota; Fungi; Ascomycota; Dothideomycetes; Mycosphaerellales; Mycosphaerellaceae
Source: the annotation of a GenBank genome assembly